Echinostoma caproni is the source of this 282-nucleotide messenger RNA. Lineage: Eukaryota; Metazoa; Platyhelminthes; Trematoda; Plagiorchiida; Echinostomatidae. The record is from the annotation of a GenBank genome assembly.
AUGACUGAGCAGAAUCCGUUGGAGCAUGACACUGAGACGGAACUACUAGAGGCAUUCGAUCUGUAUGAUCGCGAUGCGGAUGGGUUACUCACUGCGGCAGACGUGUUUCAAACGUUCAAUUUACUCGGUUUGGGUUUUCGAAUAGAAGAUCUGGAGUUAGGACUUAUCAGGCUAUCCUUAUGUGGAAAAAAUUACAUCACUCCGACCGAGUUUAUCUCUCUGGUUGGACAGGCUGUAUCUUCGCCGGAAAUUGUGCAUAUACUGAACGAGAUUUUUGAGUAA